Messenger RNA from Prunus armeniaca (apricot), 552 nucleotides. The record is from the annotation of a GenBank genome assembly. NCBI's taxonomy places the organism in Eukaryota, Viridiplantae, Streptophyta, Magnoliopsida, Rosales, Rosaceae.
GUGGCGGAGUACAGGAAGAUUCUGAGCGGCAAAAGUGAAGCCGAAAUCGGAAACCUGGACUCGAUUCGUAUCUGGAAUAUUCUCACCCUGAGAGCCGAAAUUCAGAAGACGCUCGUUGCGAAAGGGCUCGUUGAGGCCCCAAUCGGCUCCGAAUCCGAUGAUGUUCAAUUCCCGCCGCCGCAGCAGCUGCUUCCCAUUCCACAACAAGGCUGGACGGCCGCCCUCAACCAUGCUCAUAUUCAUUGUCAUGUCAUUGCUGCCGCCGCCGGCACCGGUGCCAAUUUUAACGGCAACGAUGAAACUAUGUCGGAUGGUCGCAAUUAUGGUGUUGGUUAUGAGAAGCAGAGCAACGUGGCGAAGCGCAAAGCGGUGGCUGUUGGUGGUGUGGACGAGGACGACCCAUGUUGUCCCUAUGAUCUGCCGAAGAAGAAGCCCAGCCACGGCGUCGGGGUUCUUCGGAUCGAUGAGGCUAAAGCCCUGGCUCGGGACAAGGCGCCUAUUGAUGAAGCAGAGGAGGAGGGCGUGUCCUCUGAUUCUGACUCAUCAUUCUGA